GAUUUACGCGCGAUUUGGGCGAUAAUUGGCCCCGCUGCCGCUAGUUGCUAAAUAUCAAUAACGAGGUACACACGCUAAUUUAACUAGCUAACUUUAUUAUUACUUGAUAACCUAUUUAAGCUUGCAAUAGUCUUGGAAGUUCAGGUCUUUGUACAUUAAGUCAAUUAAUUGUAAAUUCAAGAUCUGAAAUGAAGACAAUUGAAUUAUCUCAAUUGGUUAAUCCUCCAGUAUUAAAUGAACCAGUGAAUGAAAAUAUUCCAAUUCAUUUAGUGUAUGGAGAUUUAAUUCCAAAGGAUAUAAACGAAAUAGAUAAUUUAGAUAAAGAAAUUGAUGAUUGGGUCAAUGAUUUUAAUGAGGCCAUAGAUAUCGUGCUGGAAAAUACAUCGGGUAAAGAUACUUUAAGUACUUUAUUAGUAAACCAUGCUACUUGGAAAGAUCAUUUGGCAUUAACUUGGGAUUUCCAUCAAUUUCAUGGCAUAGAUAAUAUCAAUCAUGCCUUAAUCAAUCAAACCAAACCAUUUCACAUUACAAACUUUAAAUUGAACAAGGAAGUUGAUGAACUCUUUAAUAAUGGAUAUAAAAUUGAUACUUAUCAAUCGAAUAACCCACUUAUUAAGGUUAUCCUGGUUUUGAUAGAUGCUGAUAAUAAAUUUGGUAAAGUGACAGGUGUAUUUAGAUUAAUUUCAACUACAGAAGGUUUAAAAGCAUAUACCUUGUAUACAGUUUUGGAUAACAUUAAAGGGUUUGAAGAGAAGAAAUUUUCGAAUAGACCAAAAGGUGUUAAUCAUGGUAUUCAUAGAAUUAGAGAGCCUGGGUUAGCUUUGAAUAACAACAGGUUUAAAUGGGGUGGUGAUAAACAACCAACUGUGUUAAUCGUAGGAGGAGGUCAAAGUGGGUUGAAUUUAGCUUCUAGGUUAAAGGCGAUGGGUGUUUCUCAUUUGAUAGUUGAAAUGAAUCCUAAAAUUGGAGAUAAUUGGAGAAAUCGAUAUGAAUCUUUAGUCUUACAUGACCCAGUUUGGGCCAUUAAAUUACCUUAUAUGAAUUUCCCUGAUGUUUGGCCUCUUUUCACUCCUAAAGAUAAAUUAGGUGCUUGGUUUGAAUCAUAUGCCGAUUUAAUGGAAUUAAGUUACUGGACUAAUCAAACGGUUCAAAAGUCUAGUUUUGAUGAAAAGACCAAUUUAUGGAAAGUUAAAAUAUCAGACAAUGUCACUGGAAACGUAAUUGAUUUGUAUCCCAGCCAUUUAGUAAUGGCAACGGGUCAUUCGGGUGAACCAAACAUCCCAAUAUUUAAAGACAUAACCAAAUUUAAAGGUGAAAUAAUCCAUUCAUCCAAAUAUGAAACUGGAAAAGUAUUUGAAGGUAAGAAUGUUUUAGUGGUUGGCGGUUGUAAUUCAGGACUUGAUAUUUCUCAUGAUUUGUAUGAACAAGGUGCUCAAACUACUAUUCUUCAAAGAUCCAGUACUUGUGUAAUCUCGUCAGAGGUAGGGUUACUGUUAUUAAAUAAAGGAGCUUAUGAAGAAGGUGGACCAGCAGUGGAAUUGGCAGAUUUAGUGUCUCAUUCUCUUCCAAUUCAACUCCAAAAUCUUCUUUUGCAAAAAGUUUAUAGUGCUACAGUUGAAGCUGAUAGUGACCUAUAUGACUCAUUGAAGAAAUCUGGUUUCAAAUUGGACUCUGGUUUUGGUGGAACUGGACUAGUUGGAAAGUUUAUAAGAAAAGGUGGAGGGUUCUAUAUUGAUGUCGGGUGUGCAAAAUUAAUUGCUGAUGGUAAAAUCAAGAUAAGACAAGGUGUUGAAAUCGAGAGUUUUAAUGAAACUGGUGUUACGCUUACAGAUGGCACUAUCAUUGAUAACUUAUCAGCUAUAAUUCUAGCAACAGGCUACUCCAAUAUGAAGGAUAGUACAAAAGGUCUCGUUGAAUCUAACAUUUAUGACAAUUUAAACUCAGUUUGGGGAUUGGAUGAAGAAGGAGAAAUUAAAACAAUGUGGAGAGAUUCUGGUCACAAGUCUUUUUGGUUUAUGGGUGGAAACUUGGCCCUAUCAAGAUAUUUUUCCAAGUUAUUAGCUCUAAGGAUAAUUGCUUAUGAAAAUGGUUAUUUAGAUUAAUGAACGUUUGGAUUAGUUAAAUCACUCUCAAAAUUUUCAUGUAGAGAUCUAUAUUAGUUAAAGUAAUUCCAAUAUUGUUAUCAUCCCCAACUAACAACGUUGUUGAUUCUUAUAUCGAUACCCC
Molecule: messenger RNA, 2226 nt
Organism: Scheffersomyces coipomensis
Lineage: Eukaryota; Fungi; Ascomycota; Pichiomycetes; Serinales; Debaryomycetaceae
Product: flavin-containing monooxygenase
Exons: 1
Coding region: 189-2102 (637 amino acids)
Molecular function (GO): flavin adenine dinucleotide binding; monooxygenase activity
Source: RefSeq, a predicted model, not a curated record